Messenger RNA from Equus quagga, 1292 nucleotides. It is a transcript of the gene NPDC1, whose product is annotated as neural proliferation, differentiation and control 1. The record is from RefSeq and is a predicted model, not a curated record. NCBI's taxonomy places the organism in Eukaryota, Metazoa, Chordata, Mammalia, Perissodactyla, Equidae. Gene Ontology annotation, cellular component: membrane. Bases 192 to 1277 code for a protein of 361 amino acids. The transcript is spliced from 9 exons.
AGAGAUCGCAGAAAUUGAGCGUCAGCACCGCCGCCGCUUUCUCUCCUCCUCCUCCUCGGCCUACGCCUCCUCUUCUUCCUCUGCCUUCUCCUCCCGCUCUUCCUCCUCCUCCUCCUCCGACACGACGCCCGGAGCCUGCGCCGAGUCCCGGGCCGCGCGGUGCCAUGCUGCCCCGGCGGCGGCGCUGAAGGAUGGCGACGCCCGUCCCUCCGCCCUCCCCGCGGCACCUGCGGCUGCUGCGACUGCUGCUCUCCGGCCUCGUCCUCGGCGCGGCCCUGCGCGGUGCCGCCGCCGGCCGCCCGGAUGUGGCCGCCUGUCCUGGGAGUCUGGAUUGUGCCCUGAAGAGGCGGGCACGGUGCCCCCCGGGUGCACACAUCUGUGGGCCCUGCCUUCAGCCCUUCCAGGAGGACCAUCAAGGGCUCUGCGUGCCCAGGAUGCGCCGGCCUCCGGCCGAGGGCCCACCCCAGCCCAGACUGGAAGAUGAGAUCGACUUCCUGGCCCGGGAGCUAGCCCGGCAGGAGGCGGGGCCCUCGAGGCUCACGGCCCCGCCCCAGCUUGGGGCGCGACAGCGGCUCCUGGAGCCUGCAGCCACCCUGGGGCUCUCAGAGCGCGGCCAGGGCCCCGACCUGGGCCUCCCGUCCACUCGGGGAGCCCCCGCUCCCACGCCCCACACCUCCUUGGGCACCCCCGUGUCAUCUGGGCCGGUGCACAUGGCCCCCCUGGAGCCCCGGGGCGAGCGCGGUGACGGCCUCGCCCUCGUGCUGGUCGUGGUGUGCUCCGUGGCCGGCGCCGCCGCCUUCGCCGUGGCCGCUCUUUGCUGGUGCAGCAGCCCGGGGACCAGCGGCUGGCCCACAGCGCCGAGAUGUACCACUACCAGCACCAGAGGCAGCAGAUGCGGUGCCUGGAGCGGCAUAAAGAGCCGCCCAAGGAGCUGGACUCGGCUUCCUCGGACGAGGAGGACGAAGACGGCGACUUCACGGUGUACGAGUGCCCGGGCCUGGCCCCGACCGGAGAGAUGGAGGUGCGGAACCCGCUGUUCGACCACUCCUCGCUGUCGGCGCCCCCGCCGUCGCUGUCCGAGCCCCCGCAGCAGUGACCUGAAGGCCCACACCCACCCUCUCCGACCGUUGGGCCCACCGGUGGGGAGGGGCAGGGCCCGGCGUUUCCCAUUAAAGAGAGCGCGUUCUGACACUCGCGUGCUUGUGGCUGAGCCCCGGCCCUUGUUGGGGAGACCUCCCGCCCUGCCAGGACCUCUGUCUCCCUUGCGCCUGUCCUGAGUCCUGUUCUCUGAG